Molecule: messenger RNA, 3254 nt
Organism: Mytilus trossulus (common blue mussel)
Lineage: Eukaryota; Metazoa; Mollusca; Bivalvia; Mytilida; Mytilidae
Product: serine/threonine-protein kinase Nek5-like
Exons: 11
Coding region: 155-1708 (517 amino acids)
Biological process (GO): protein phosphorylation
Molecular function (GO): protein kinase activity; ATP binding
Source: RefSeq, a predicted model, not a curated record
ACCCAGAAGUCAAAUUCAGUGACCCAUAAAAAUCUGUAGUAGAGUUUCGUUUGUUUAAUUUUGACAGUCAAUCUUUAAUCUUACAAUAUCCAGAGGGCUGCAAUUCAGAUGUAGAUGUUAUAAUUCUUAGUCAUUGUAAACUUAAGUUAUUAGAAUGGCCGCUGCGGCAAGUCCGAUAGAGUUUGAGCUGGAGAAGACUCUUGGAGAAGGAGCUUUUGGGAAAGUAUUUUUAUGUUGUGACAAAACAGAUAAAACACAAAAGUAUGCUAUGAAAGUGAUUGAUUUGAGUAAGUCCCCUCAAGAGGAGAGAGAAGCUGCUGAAAGAGAGGCUAGAUUGUUGUCGGAUUUUAAACAUGAAAAUAUAAUAGCUUAUAUAGAUUCAUUUCAAGAAAAGGGUGCUUUAUGUAUAGUUACUGAAUUUUGUGACGGUGGAGAUUUGUCAGAAUACAUUGAAACACGAAAAGGAAGUCCAUUUAAUGAAGAUCAAAUUGUAAAUUGGUUCAGACAGAUCUGUAGUGGCUUACAGUAUCUGCAUGCUAGGAAUUGUUUACAUAGAGACAUAAAGACACAGAAUGUUUUUCUGACAGGACCACAGAAAACUGCUAAGUUAGGCGAUCUGGGAUUAGCAAAAGUCUUAGAAAGACCUAAUGCCAAAGCUGUUACAUUUUGUGGAAGUCCUUACUAUAUGUCACCAGAAAUAUUUGCUUGUAAACCCUAUGAUACAAAGAGUGACAUUUGGGCAAUGGGUGUAGUUAUAUAUGAAAUGUCAACAUUAGAAAGACCAUUUGAUGCUAUGUUGAUGCAGCAGCUAGUAUUUAAAAUUGUACAUGGAGAGUUACCUCCAAUGCCAAAAGAUAAAUACAGUGCCCAGUUUUGUAGUCUGUUAGAAAAGAUGAUGUGUAAAGAUUCUAAAAUCAGACCCUCAGCCGAUGAUAUUUUAUCUGAUUCCCUGUUUACAACAUUUAAAAAACCAAAGACCCUUCAAGCAGUGUCCCCAAAGAAAAGCCAGUUUGCCACAACCAUGUCCAAAGCAGGAUUCGAAAGCAUCAUUAUGCAAGGAACAAAAAAGGAAAAAGAUGUUUAUGAUAUGUCAAAGUUAGUCACAACAUUGAACGAAAAACAGCAAAAAUAUGCCCGCAGUGUCUGGGCAGCUUCAACUAAAGGUGUAGAGAAUAUCUUGGAGGAGACAAUUACUGAGAAAAAGAAAGAUUAUGAUAAAACAUCUAAAGGUUUGAGGUCUAUGUAUAAAAAGAAACCAGCUGACACAGAUGAUAUAGGUCUUGAUAUGGAUGCCACGCUGACGGAAAAACAGAAAGAGGCGAUGAAACCAAUGGAUCCAAGACACAUGGUCAAUUUAGUUGUACACACCUUGACACAGAUAUUUCCAAAGGGAGAAGAUGGUGAAGUAGAUCAAAAUCCUAUAGCUUUGAAUGCUGCAGACACCUCUAAAAUGACCCCUGAAGAACUACUUUUACAUCAGAUAGCUAUGCUUCAAGCGCAUUGUUGUAGAGUAUUAGGAUUUCCCAUGUUCAGGAGAGCCUAUGACCUGCUAGAUGCCACAGACGACAACAUGGAAUUAGAGGAAAAGUUGAUAAAACUUUUGACACCAGAGAAGUUUGCUAUGACUGGAGUCCAGUUGUUUUAUUGUAAGAACUUUGAAUAUAAUUUGGAUAAACUAAAGAGUGGACCUGGACAGACUGAUGCAUGAUGGUAAAACUCUCAGGCUGUGAAUUAUGUGUCAAAUGAUAGUCAUUUAUGUAAUAUAUGAAAGGAAACCUGCUGCAUGUGUGACCUUUGGAUUGAGUAAUGAUAAUAAUGGUUUAUUCCAUCUUCUGAGCUGCCAAACAAUGAAGAUGAAGCUUACAUGAACUAGAAAAAUUGAUUAAGGAUAUAAUUUCCACAUAAAAAAAAUUCAUAAAAAAAGCCUGUGUAAUAAUUCUUUGACAAAAGCCAAUGCAUGUAUCUUUCCAAUUGAAUUAUUUAAUUUUUCCUUAAUUUUACUGUAAAAAGCUGUACAUUAACCCUAAGAUGUCCUACUCGUCAAACAUUUAAGUUUGAGAAUUGAAUAGCUCUUUCCAUAUUUCUACUGAUCUGUGGAAUAAGCAAUAUAUAUAUAUGCUUGUAAAAAAACAUGAUUGCAGUUUAUGAUUAACCUUCCUGGUCAAGAAAAGCAGUACUAUAUUAUAUAUAUUAUUGUAAGUACUUCUGUCCUUUAGAUUUGACUUGUGUGAUAUUUGUAUAUUAUAGACAAUACUACAUGUAUUAACAAAGUAAUAUGUGUGACAACAUUCACACGUAAGUUUAGUUUCAUUUUUUAAAACAGUUUUCUAUUAAUAAAGUUUCAGGGGGGUUCUGGGUUAACUCUAAAAUAAAAUUACUACACCACAAAAUUGACUUCUUAUAUAGUAUGUGACAGCUUAGCUAAAGAUAUACAUGUGAUUUUUAUUUAAGUAGAGAAAUUUUGUAAGUGUAUGUUAAUUUAUAUUGUUUGAGGAUAAAUUAUAUUGUUAGUUAGUAAGUAAAUCAUUGGUAACUAAAGGAAAGAACAUAAAAUAUAAAUCCUCAAUCAUAUACAAAUGCAGGAGUAGACUGGAUUUAUUUCAAACUACAUUUCUCAUUUAAUGAGUUCAUUUUAUGCCAAUCUUAUUGUUGAAAAAUAGCAUUUUAUACUAGGUGUUGGAAAAAUUAACAUCUGACUCUUUGACAUUCAAUAUAAGUCUGAUGUCAUGGUGGUUUUAGAAGUACGUUUAUAAAUUUACAAUGUGUCUAUCAAACCAUGUUAAAGAAUAAUAUUAUGAAAUGUAAUCAUAGAAAUAAACAAGGAGAUGGCUAGAGAAAGUUAUAUUAGAUUUUAAGUAAAGUAAAACCGGUGAAUCAAGAAAAUAUUUUAAUAUUUUAGUUGUAGCUCUUCUUUUUUUAAAGAUAGAAUGAAAUAAAAAAAAAGUAUUCACAUUUCUCUACUGUAUUUAAUCGGAUGGUAUAUUAUGUAUGAUUUUAGGAUGCGUUAGUUACUUAAAGCUUGCACAUGAUCAAAUAAAAACGGUAUUGUGUUAAUAGAGAAUUUGCCAUGGUUACUGGAUUUAGAUCUGUUUGUUGCACAUCAUGCACUUUGCUGGUAUAACCUUAUGAUGUUCUAAGUUUAUGACAGACUCCUGUUAUAUGCAAACAGAGAAUUACAUUUUUAUAUUUACCUUUAAUUUUUUAUAUAACAUUGCAUAGCGUUACGGUUUGAUCAUGCACCGAGAUGCGGAUUU